AUGAGAUACUCCAGGCUGCUGCUUCUCUCCUUUUGUGUUAGUCCUCUUGGUUCUCUUUCUGCACUGCUGCCCACAAGGGACAGUAAGGCCUACUUCGGGAAAGUAAUCCCCUUGCUUGCAAAUCCUCUGAGGACUUUCGAGCGGUUGAGGACCAAGAAUUGCCUCAAUAGCUGGGUCUGCCUUACUUCUAGCGGGGCUGCUAUGCGAGCCAAACGUCAAGACGAUGAAAGCGGAAUAACUCCUGUCUGCACCUUUCCUAUUAUGGAGCCAGAGAAACCCGAAAAAAGGGAUGAAAUCGGCUCAACGAAAAAAACUCCUAGAAAGGAAGAAAAGAAGUGUUUCGGUUUGGGUUCGCAGAAAUACGUAACCCGAUAUAUUAUAAAGGACAUCAUUGAAGACGAGUUUUGUACCGAAGCCUUCGGCCAGGGCGAACCGGACAAGAAGAGCUGCACCAUCAAAGGGGUCCUGGAUAAAGGCUCAGGGUCGGUCGCAAGGACGUAUCUUAAGGGAACGCCCGAAGAAGUGGACCUUGCUAUGGACUGGAAGCCAGGCCUAGGGCCAGAAAUGAAUGUCACAGAUUGCAGGCACAAGUUCAUAGGCCAGAUCAUCGAUGGAUGCGACGGAAAUGACAAAAACAACCCUCUGAACUGGAAGGGGGGCGGCUGGUUCAAAUCUGGAGGUAUAAAGUACCGUGUAACUCCCAAGAUCGUACGCCAGCCAGCCCGGAAGAAGCCCUGGGCGGGAUGCUCAUUCUACCGCGGAUCGAAUUGGUAUCACGGUGGCGUCAAAAUAUGGGGAGGCGGCUUUUCCAGUGGUGACUGGGGAAAGAGGGUGAAAGAUACGAUAGAACAGUGCCAUCGUCUAGAAAUACUCAAAAAGGGCGGAAAGAAGAGGGCGAAGAUACCUGGGAAGGGGGUUGGCAAAGGGAUUGGGAAAGGGAUCGGGAAGGGUGCAGCUGGGGACGGGGAUGAGGAUGGGGAGGGCGACGAGGGCAGGUAUAAGGCUGGAUACCGCAUAUUGGAUGAGAGCUGGAAAUUAAAGUAUUAUCUUGACGGAGGCGAGCUGGAGUGGGUAAGUGUCUUCAGGGGCGCAGUAGGAAUAAAAUGCAUCGAAGACUCGAUAAACCAGUCGCGCAUAGGCGUGGCGGGACUAAAAUGUUACAGAACCAAACAAGGGGGGGAUGAUUUCUUCAAGACAACGAAGGAUGAAUCAAGGAGUAAAUAGCAGCAGCAAUGCUAACACCAUAGUUCUCAGCAAUGUGGUAUGCACCCAAGCUCCACACUAUGCGGUGUUGAUGUAUGUGCUCCGGACCCUGCAAACUCAUAGGUUU
This is a messenger RNA of Coccidioides immitis RS, 1330 nucleotides long. RefSeq lists its product as uncharacterized. The transcript has 2 exons. Bases 1 to 1224 code for a protein of 407 amino acids. NCBI's taxonomy places the organism in Eukaryota, Fungi, Ascomycota, Eurotiomycetes, Onygenales, Onygenaceae. The record is from RefSeq and is a predicted model, not a curated record.